Messenger RNA from Saccostrea cuccullata (small rock oyster), 1046 nucleotides. RefSeq names its product oxidoreductase HTATIP2-like. Gene Ontology annotation, biological process: import into nucleus. The record is from RefSeq and is a predicted model, not a curated record. Gene Ontology annotation, cellular component: cytoplasm. NCBI's taxonomy places the organism in Eukaryota, Metazoa, Mollusca, Bivalvia, Ostreida, Ostreidae. The transcript has 6 exons. Bases 110 to 787 code for a protein of 225 amino acids.
UUGUUUGAUGAAGGAUACCUUGCAUAUCAUUUAAGGUCAUCAUAUUAUUCAGGGUCAUGAUAUAGGACAAAAAAAUCAGUAUGAAUUGUUACACAGCCACAGAUUUAAGAUGACUACAGACGAGAAGAAAGAUCACGUGGCAUUUGUGGUCGGUUACACCGGAGAAACAGGGAAGGAAGUGGUCAAAGCGCUGUCGCUGUCCGAUUCCUUCGAACGAGUCCUGCUGAUCGGAAGACGGCAAACCAGUGUCACAGACAGACUCGGACAAAAAUUCGAGGAGAAGAUAGUGGACUUUGAUAAAUUAGAAGAAUAUAACGACGUCUUCGCGGGAUGUGAUGUCGGUUUUAAUUGUUUAGGAACGACUCGAUCUAAAAGUGGUGGAAAAGAAGGGUUUUACAAAGUUGACCACGAUUAUGUGAUGAAGACAGCUGAGAUUGCCAAACACAAUGGAUGCAAACAUUUCCUCCACGUGUCGUCCCAAGGAAGCGACAAAAAUAGCUGUUUGUUCUACACUCAGACAAAGGGGAUUGUAGAAGAGGAGCUUCAGAAUUUACAAUUCGAACAUUUAUCAAUAUUUCGCCCUGGGUUUCUGCUCUGUGACCGCCAAGAGAGCCGAUUUGGCGAGAAGCUCGUAGCGUGCCUAAUGUCGCCAUGUAUUUGCUGCUGUGCUAAAUAUAUAGGAGUGCCAACAGAAACUCUAGCAAUAGCCAUGGUUAGGAGGGCCUGCAGGCCCAAUGGCCAAGUGGAAAUCAUAGACAAUCCAACCAUACAUUACAUUGGUUCUUGAACUUGAAUGUUAUUAUUUUAUUCAUCAUCCUAGUCAUAUCUAACUUAUAUGAGUAAAAACAUGACAAUUGUAUUCUCUUAUAUUCACAUUAUUCCAUAAGUCUGCUAUUGAACUGUGAAGGACCAUUAGAGGUUCGUGUGGUAUUAGAACGGUAUUGGAAUGCGUUUAUUGGAAAUUUAAAUUUUCUGAGAAGAAGGGUAUUCAAAAUUUACAUCUUUACAACUGUAACCAUCAGAAUUCAUAAAGGUCUUUAGGCUGA